CAAGGCUUGGGGAGAUUAUUAGCCGAGGUAUAAUGUCGUACAUUCUUUGUACAAAAGUAUUGAUGAACGAAACCUAAUCAUUUCCAUGAUAGGCAGCAUUCACCUAUGUAAUCGUUCGCAACUAUCGUAUGUACUUGACAUAAGGCAUCUAUCCUAAGUCGAUGCUUCCUACCAUAGAAGCUGACAAGUUAGAAGGGAUGCCCGAUCCAAUUGAUACAGAAAAUAAGUUCAAUAAAGAUUAGUUUAUAAUCUGAGAACAAGUUGUCCAGUUUAAUAAAGUAGAAGUGGAGCCUUUUUAGAUAUAAACAAAGUAUACAAAAUUAAGGAGUCAUGGAUGAAUCAGAGUAUAAAGCACUGCUACAGUGGUAUUGUCGCAAUCGUUACUAUAAUGGAAUGUUGUUCCACUCAAAACAAGCUUGCGACGCCCAUCCGUCAAGUGAAAGCUUGAGAAUUUUAUUGGCUCUAGCAUUUGCGCUGACAGGUCAAGGAAGAGAAGCUGUUAAAGAAGUAUCAGGACUAAUUGGAUAUGGUGAUACAACUUUAGCAGCUCUUAUUACACAGAGCUAUGCACACAGACUCAAUAACAAUGCGGAUAGAGGAUCAUUAACCCAGAUUGAAACCAGGAUUCGAGAAGAUAGACGAAAAGCGACGCCUCAAGCUUUAACUCUAGCUGCUAUGGUUUUGUUUUUGCUUGGCAAAGCUGAUAAAGCUAAAGAAUAUGCCGAUAGAGCUUACAAAACAACUCCUACCAACAUUGAUGUUCUGCUGAUAAAGGGAUGGAUUCAUUUAAACUCACCAAAGGAUCAGAUUGUUGGAAAACUAACAGAUUAUUUUGAGCUAGUUCUGAAGCAAGACAGAAAACAUUUAAAUGCUUUGUUGGGUUCCGCAAAACUAAAGGAAUACAAUGCACAGCACGAAGCUGCGAUUUCUUUACUGAACUCAGUAAUCGUUCGCUAUCCAAAACUGUCAAUGCCUCUAACUGAAAAAAUGUCAAAUCAGCUAGCUAUGAAAGACUGGGAACAGGCCCUUGAAACUGCAAACAGAAUAUUACUGCUAGAUUCCGCUAAUACUAGUGCUAUACAACUCAAAGCCAUCUCAUCAUUUUGCAGAGAUGGUGACUACCAGGAGGGACUAAAAUAUCUGCAAACUUUUUUUAGAAACUUAUCUCUCUCAGAACCGAAGAAUAUGCAUCUUUUGAUAGAUGGGGUACAGCUAUUUUCUCGAAUAACUGGAAAAAACUUAACUAUUCUAUCUGAACUAGCAAAAGUCACAGAGAAGUGUGUACAACAGAAUCCUCAGAAUGGAGACGUGAUGGUAGAAUUGGGAAAUUUGAAUGUGUUGAUGGGAAAAGUAAAAGUAGCAGAGCAUUGGUAUCGUAGUACUGUUAGAAUAGAUGAGUCUUCACUAUCAGCCUUGAUGGGAUUGGCGCAUUGCCAGUUAUUAGACACAUCUUCUGGAGCAACAGACUUAGCUCGGCAACAGAUAGACUUUUUGAGAGAAAUUCAAGUGAACGCAACGAGUCCUGAAAUUUUUUAUAUGUCGGCUAUACUGAGUAAUCACGAUCCAAGUGCAGCAGUAAAUUAUUUGGAUAUGGCAGUAACUAUUCUACUAGAAAACUGCAAAGAGAUCCCAUACGGGCUUAAAUAUUUGACAACAUUAAAUCCUGACUUCUGUCUGGAGAUAGUCAAGCAAUAUUUAAUAUUCUUGCCAAGCACGUCGAGCAUUGGAUCUACCGAUACAGAUCUGUUGAGUGAAACACUAACAAAACAGUGUUUAAAUAUUCUCGAAAAAGUAUGUGAUGCAUGCCCAGGACUAGGAGCUGCUUUAAUGAUGUUGGGAAAAGUUCGAAUGCAGAGUGGGAAUUUCGAAGGAGCCUCAGUGGCUUUGAGAAAAUUAUUAGAUUCAGUUGAUCCCAACAGCGCACCGGCGCAUUUGUUAAUGGCUCAAAUUCUUGCUCGUCAAGGUAAAUACCAGCAAGCUUCGCAGAGCUUGGAAGUUGGGUUGAGCUACAAUUUUAAAGUGAGAGAUGAUCCCAUGUACCAUCUAAUUAUCGGUUUGGUUGAGAAGGAUAAUGGAGAUCUAAACAGCUGCAUACAUAGUUUACGCGUAGCUAUGUCGUACGCUGGAUUAAUGCCUGGCGAAGGCAUACCUACUACACCGAUACCAAUUACUGACAAGGCAACUUUAUACUUAGAGCUUAUCUCAGCAUAUAGCAAAAUUCGGAAAUUCAAUGAUGCACUCUUACUGAUGGAUGAAGCUAAAUCUGAGUUAUCUGGUACAGUUGAAGAAGGUAGAAUCACUAUCGGAAAUGCAGAGCUAUGUUUAGAAAUGGGGGAUAUUGAUAAUGCCAUAAAUCUGCUCUCAAAAAUUUUACCUGGUCAACCAUAUUACUUGCAAGCACAUACGAGACUUGCUGAAAUUCAUUUAAACUCGAGAAAAGACAGACACGCAUUUGCCAAGUGUUUCAGGGAACUAGUAGAGCAUUCUCCUGGUUCAAAGACAUAUAGUAUGCUCGGGGAUGCAUAUAUCGCGAUUCAGGAACCGGACAGAGCGAUCGAAGCUUACGAGCAAUCAUUGAAAAAAAAUCCGUCAGAUAAACUGCUCGCAAAUAAAAUGGGGAAAGCCUUGGUAAAAACACAUCAGUAUGCAAAAGCCAUAACUUAUUAUAAAGAAGCUACCAAACAAGAGGGUUGCGGAGAUUUAAAAUUGGAUAUGGCUGAGCUAUUUAUGAAAAUGAAACAAUUUGAUAAAGCCGAAGCAACUUUGGCCCAAGAAUUGCAAGAUGGUCGCAGUGCUAACGACUUACCAAGUCUAGAAUUACGCACAAAACAGUUACUUCUACUAGCCAGAGUCCGUGAACGAGCAGGCAAUAUGCAAGCCGCGCUUGCAACUCUCAGAGAAGCCAGGGAAAACCAGAGUCGAGCGGCCCAAAGAGCUGCUGUUACACCAGGAGCGAUUGGACAGAAAGAAUUGCUUGCGCAAAUAUGCUUGAGCAUGGCUGAGCAUGCUUCAUCCCUGAGAGAUUUUGAUCAAGCUAUUGUGCACUACAAAGAAGCUUUGAAUCAUAAAUCAGCGGAUAUUAAAGCACUGCUAUCGCUAGCCAAGAUUUAUAUGCAAGUGAAUGAUUUAGAUCGUUGUGCUCAAAGCUGCACGGCUCUACUGACUACGGAUCCUAAUAAUGAAGCCGCGUUAGUGAUGAUGGCCGAUCUCGCGUUUCGUAAAGUCGAUUUUGAAACAGCAGCUUAUCAUUUUCGUCAGCUAUUAAUUCGCCAGCCCACUUAUUGGACCGCAUUAGCAAGACUCAUAGAAGUUUCACGCAGAACAGGAAAUAUGGACGACCUUCACGAGUGGAUAACUAACGCAGAAACUCAUAUGGGUACCAAAGAGGAGGCUGGCUUUUCUUAUUGUGCUGGUUUACUAGAUUGGCGAUUAGGAAAGUUAAAUUCUGCCCUACGCCACUUUAACGCGGCUCGUCGCGAUCCUGAAUGGGGGCAGCAAGCGAUUUACAACAUGAUCGACAUAUGCCUAGAUCCCGACGACGACUCUGCACUAUACAACGAUACGUUCAACGAUGAUUUGGAAUACCAAGAUUCGAGAUCAUUAGCUCUGAAGACGGCCCAACGUCUACUGCAGGAAUUAAAUCCAAAAGGGGGUAUCCAGGAAAUGCUUACCCACAGGCUACUCAGUAACUUUUUUCUCCUGGCCACCAAACAGAAGUCGAAUAUUGAGCGAGCUUUACAAGAUUGUACAGCACUGGCUAGUCAAGACGCAUUGAAAGAUCAUGUCGGUCCGGCUCUAGGCUUAGCUACCGCCCACAUACUUCUGAAGCAAACCCCGAGGGCUCGAAAUCACCUGAAAAGAGUUAGCAGAAAUGUUUGGUCAUUUGAAGACGCCGAAUAUUUAGAACGUUGUUGGGUGCUAUUGGCGGACAUAUACGUUCAGUCAAGUAAGUACGAAAUGGCUGCGGAACUUCUGAAACGUGUCUUACAACAUAACGCAACCUGUGUGAGAGCCCAUGAAUUAUCUGGCUACAUAGCGGAAAAGGAACAGAAUUAUCGAGAAGCAGCGAUUCAGUAUUCCGAAGCAUGGAAAUAUGGCGGAAGAUCUAAGCUUUCAGUCGGGUAUAAAUUAGCCUAUUGCCACAUGAAAAGUAAGGCAUAUGCGGACGCCAUUGAAAUUUGCAAUGAAGUCUUAAAACAAAAAUCUGAUUAUCCCCGUAUAAGAAAAGAUAUAUUAGAAAAGUCUAUGAAUAAUCUUCGAACGUGACCAGGGUAAUCUCUCGUGUCUUUAUAAUUAUUCCGUCCAAUGUAGCAAUUAUUGCAUAAAUAAAAAAAUGAGCAUU
Messenger RNA from Athalia rosae (coleseed sawfly), 4342 nucleotides. RefSeq names its product tetratricopeptide repeat protein 21B-like. Gene Ontology annotation, molecular function: protein binding. Gene Ontology annotation, cellular component: intraciliary transport particle A. The coding region runs from base 331 to 4266 and encodes 1311 amino acids. The record is from RefSeq and is a predicted model, not a curated record. Gene Ontology annotation, biological process: intraciliary retrograde transport; protein localization to cilium. NCBI's taxonomy places the organism in Eukaryota, Metazoa, Arthropoda, Insecta, Hymenoptera, Athaliidae. The transcript is spliced from 8 exons.